This is a messenger RNA of Ophidiomyces ophidiicola, 1053 nucleotides long. RefSeq lists its product as uncharacterized. Bases 1 to 1053 code for a protein of 350 amino acids. The transcript has 2 exons. NCBI's taxonomy places the organism in Eukaryota, Fungi, Ascomycota, Eurotiomycetes, Onygenales, Onygenaceae. The record is from RefSeq and is a predicted model, not a curated record.
AUGGCCUCCUCCUUCCAUCCAAAAAAGCAGCGGUGUCAAAUAUUUGAAGAUAAAAAGAAAGGUUCUUACAAUAUUUGUAUUCCGGUUGAAUUUUCUGACAAAAAUGAAAAGAGUACUGGCGAAAGAUGGAUGGUGCGGAUACCACUACUUCCACGUCUCGCGUUCCCCGAAGAGAAGCUUCGGGCUGAGAUUGCUACAAUGAACCAUGUCGGUGCAUUUACCCUGGACUCAGCUGAUGAACACUGGGUUUUUGAACACAACCGGCCUCUGUCUAUGUUUUUGAAUGAUCAGGCUCUUGCUGGAUUCAAUUUAUGUUCUCAGGUUCCACCAAAUCAGAUAUUUCAGUCAACCAUUGAUUAUGUCUUCAUGAUUCAUCGGGCCCUGUUAAUGGAUUUUGAUUUAUGUAAGGAUACUGUGUACAAUGAAUGGGAUGCCCGUUCAUAUUUAUUUGCCCUGCAUAGCUGCUGCCAGUGGUUAAUGGAGUGGGUGAAGACUGACUAUAAUCAUGGACCCUUUAUUCUGAUGCAUGGGGAUCUGCGCUCUUCAAACAUUCUGGUGGAUGACAGACUCAAUAUUAUGUCUGUACUGGACUGGGAAUGGAGCCAUACUAUUCCAGUACAAAUGUUUGUUCCGCCACCCUGGCUUACUGGUCUUGAGCUGCUUGGAGUUUUGGAUGGGGUUAACCAGUUGAUAUAUGAGACUUGUGUGGAUUUGUUCAAGUCGGAAAUGUGGAGCCUUGAAUUCGAACGGCAUUCUAAGACCAUGAAUACGGCCGAGCUCCGGCUGUCAAAGGUCUGGGAACAAGACAGUCAUAGGGAGAAUUUCAUCAGCCUAGGGUUGAACCAGCCCCACUAUUUUGGCAAUCUCUACUGCAGUGUUGUGGAUCAUGAUUGCUAUGAAUUAGGAAAACCGUUUGAGGAAAGAUUGGAUGAAUUCUUCAAGACUCAUACAUCCAAGCUGGAGUUGGUACAAAAAAAAAUUGCGGAUCUCGAGCAGUUUGAUAAAGAGUGUGAAAGGCUUGGAAUAAAAAUAACAAGGCUCGCACCACCUUAA